This is a messenger RNA of Pyricularia grisea, 858 nucleotides long. RefSeq lists its product as uncharacterized. The transcript is spliced from 2 exons. The coding region runs from base 1 to 858 and encodes 285 amino acids. The record is from RefSeq and is a predicted model, not a curated record. Lineage: Eukaryota; Fungi; Ascomycota; Sordariomycetes; Magnaporthales; Pyriculariaceae.
AUGAUCGGAGUUUUAUAUGAGACCCCCAGGCAAUCCCUGACUUCCGUGUUGAUGCUACCGUCACUCGCGAGGCGAUCUCUUAUCGGGCCAGUGAACUCCGUCCCGGCCUGGCCAGACGUGUCCAAAACCGAGGGCAGCGGCCACACAAUCCUGUCGACGGGCAGAUCUGGCACGGCGGGAACGUCGUCCGACGGCACCACCGUGUGGCUGACGCCACUUUCGACAGUGGCGUCAGGGGCUACCCAAGCGGUGCCGAUGACGGAAUAUGAGCGGUUCGAACGCGAAGACGGCGCCAUCGAGUACCGGACCAGAGUAUCGGCGACGGAUUGGUGCAGGACGCUGGUGCUGGCGCGCCGCGACAUCUCAAUCACCUCUCCUGGGCUGCGGAUCGGGACGCUCACCAUGUCCGGAUCGUCUGGACUCGCGCCAAUCUCCGUCAUCCGCUUCACCACCUCCGAGGUGCGCUUCGUGUCCGAGCAGAUGGAGAUCUCCUCCACCUUGCCCAGCCCAUCCUCGCUGUCCCUCUCGUCGACAGACGGGCAGUUCUUCCACCUGCCGCCGGACUGGCGAAAGUCCAGAUCUAAUGGAUCGAUCUCGGUCGUGAGUCGGUAUAGAGAGAAGCGUUUCUUUCGUGCCGAUGGCGGUGCCCCGCCGAGGGCCUUUUCGGAUCGGGCAAAGGCGUUGUCCCUAUGCACGUCCAGGCUGUUGCCUACGUCUGAGUGGUCAAUCGAGGACCAUAUCCGUGGUAUCCAUGCGGUGACGAUUGCUCGGCAUGAAGGCAGGCUGCCGCAGAUGAUAGCACAGAACUCUUCUAUCACGGACCACGUUAUUGGGUCGACGUUGUCCCCUGAGAGAUAG